AUCCCGGAAGCGGUGUCAGUACUGGGGAGCCGGCGGCGGGCGGCGGGCGGCGAGGACUUGUUGUUCUUCGCGGAGUCGGAAGGAGUAGUCCGAAGCGCGCGGGCGGAGACGGCGACUAAGGGGAGCGCGAGAGCAGAAGCGCGCGUGAAGAGUGCGUGUCCACAAGGAGCCGCCGCGCCCGGCCCCGCGCGCGAUCCGGCUACACUUCUCUGGUGGUUCCGUCCUGGUGACAGGGCCCGGGUUAUGACGACUAAUCUCAAGCCCAACAAGGCGUUGAAGGUCAAGAAGGAGGCGGGCGAGAACGGGCCUGUUCUUAGCGAUGAUGAGCUGGUGUCCAUGUCGGUGCGGGAGCUGAACCAGCACCUGCGGGGGCUCACCAAGGAGGAGGUGACUCGGCUGAAGCAGCGGCGCCGUACACUCAAGAACCGAGGCUACGCAGCUAGCUGCCGCAUCAAGCGUGUGACACAGAAAGAGGAGCUGGAGCGGCAGCGCGUAGAGCUGCAGCAGGAGGUAGAGAAGCUGGCCCGGGAGAACAGCAGCAUGCGCCUGGAGCUGGACGCCCUGCGGUCCAAGUAUGAGGCCCUGCAGACCUUCGCACGCACCGUGGCCCGCGGGCCCGUCACUCCCACCAAGGUGGCCACCACCAGUGUCAUCACCAUCGUCAAAUCCGCUGAGCUGUCCUCCACCUCUGUGCCCUUCUCAGCUGCCUCCUAGUGUCUGCUGGGGCCGGGCAGGGCACGGGCAGUGGCACAGCCCUCAUGCCUAUCCCAGGCUCCCUGGCACAGACUCCUCAUGUCUACUUGCCCACUGUGGACCCUGCAGAGCUGAGGGCAGGGACGGCAGGGACAGGCAGAUGCGGGAUAAAAGGGAAGCUCUCUUGAGCCAGUGCUGCAGGCAACCCCCACUCACAUCUCUCCUUCCCCUGGGGGUAUGUUUUUAAGAGCUGCCAGGAAGCACCCGGCCAGCCUGGUGGACAACUUUAGGCCCCUGUGGCAGAGCAUGAGGACUUGGUCUUCCAUGUCUCCGGUGCCUGCUCGUCAGCACCGUCGGUGCCGUUCCCUCUAAGGGCAUCCAGCUAGGUGGACACCAUACUGCCUGUUCCUUUCUGGGCUCUGGCCUUCUUGUUCUUAUCAAAGGGCGCUACAACCUGCUUUAGCUCUUAGAUAGAGAGCCAGGUCCACGUCCUGGGAACCACUUGCAGGAGGUAAUGUCUCUCUGUUCCUGUGUGUAUAUAGGCUACCAUCACAGCCUGUGAAGACUGGAAACUGCUGGCCAGGUGGCCACAUAGGAGAGAGCCUGUCCAGUAUGUGUGCCGAGGGUUACACGAGUGUCAUGGAGUGUCCCCGCAAGUCUGGUAGGCUGCCCCAUAGUGGCGCAAGGGCCACUUGUCCACAGAGCCAGCAAACAGCCAGGCUCGGGUUCACUGGGGCUUAGCAGAGGGGAAAGGCGGGAGAGAAACCGGUGAAGCCUGCGAGAUGCUAAGGGAUAUGUCGUCGGCAGUUGAGGUGUGUGCUGCUGCGAAAAGAACAGGAAUGCAAUAGACAGGGCUAGUGUGGAGUCCUGGCAGCCGAGGGCCAGGGGAUGUGGAAGAUGCCCGAUAGGCAUAGUAUGAAGGGACAGGGAUUGCAUCUGAAAGGCCUUGUGGACACACCCAUUGUGGGCAGGUCAGCAAGGACCCCAGGCAGAUGAUACAUUGCAAGUACUCUGCAACUUCGGUGCCCAAUUGUUACCUGCUUUUUCCUCCUUCAUAGAGUUCUGGGGCCACUGGACAUCUUGCGCUUUUUUACUGAAGGAAUCGUGUCCUCCAGGUCCUGGGGAAUAUGGUGGACAGGGAGUCGGGGGCAGGCUGGGCCACAGCCAGGCACUUAGAAAGCACUGUUGGAACCAUAGCCUUGGUAGGUAAUCCAUAUUGGAUAUCAAUAAGGACCAUGGAUAUUUAAAGAGAGAAGAUAUAUAUAUAUAUAAUUAUACACACAUUUUAUCGUACAGAUUUUUCAUAACAAUUUUCUUUCCCAGUUUGAUACUGUAGAUCUUUAUUAAUGCAGAGUAGGUUGGACAGUGGGCGACGAAGGCUCAGGGUGCCAACCUCCCUCAGUCUUUCUGUGGUGGCUCUGGGCAUCCUGGUAAAGCCUGCUCCAGCAGGUGUCACACUGGAUGAGUGGACUCCAGGGUGGGUUGCAGUGGCAGGCAGGUGACCACUGACUGGCUUCCUGGCCACAGUCACUCCUGACCUGUGGUGGACUUCCUGGGUGGAGGCUCUAUACUCUUGGCCUCCAGGGUAGACAGGGCUGUCAGUCCCACCUGGAGCACCCGUCCAGGGCACCUGCCUGGAGGGGGCUGGGAAGGGUGUGAGCACACCCCAUGGCUUUGUGUCACUGAAAUCUCAUUGUCACAAUUUAAUAUAUGGAUAUUUUUAUUUAAAGAUAAAAGUGGGUUUUCUGUCUCGUUCCUCUGACUUCUUAAAGCAAGCUUUAACUUUUCCAAAAGGUGACAGGGACACAUGCUGACCAUGCAGAGGCCUGGCACCCUCAGCCACCUGCCACUUGGCAGUUUCAUUUCAAUAUUUAUUUUUUUUUUUUGUGCUUUUUCCCCAUGUUAUAAAUUAUUAAGAAGAGAUCAAGAUCACAGACUUGUUGGCCCCCUGUCUACACCCUGCCUCAUGGCCACCACUUAAUUUAUUGCUGUACAUGUCGCCGUGACUGCUUUUGUAUCUUUGCAAUAAAGAAUUUCCUGUUUGA
Messenger RNA from Apodemus sylvaticus (European woodmouse), 2738 nucleotides. It is a transcript of the gene Mafk, whose product is annotated as MAF bZIP transcription factor K. The record is from RefSeq and is a predicted model, not a curated record. Gene Ontology annotation, molecular function: DNA-binding transcription factor activity, RNA polymerase II-specific; RNA polymerase II cis-regulatory region sequence-specific DNA binding. Gene Ontology annotation, biological process: regulation of transcription by RNA polymerase II. Gene Ontology annotation, cellular component: nucleus. Bases 244 to 714 code for a protein of 156 amino acids. Lineage: Eukaryota; Metazoa; Chordata; Mammalia; Rodentia; Muridae. The transcript is spliced from 3 exons.